Molecule: messenger RNA, 525 nt
Organism: Hibiscus syriacus
Lineage: Eukaryota; Viridiplantae; Streptophyta; Magnoliopsida; Malvales; Malvaceae
Exons: 1
Coding region: 1-525 (174 amino acids)
Source: RefSeq, a predicted model, not a curated record
AUGGCGAAUUCUUCUUCCAUGGUCUACUACGGAGGAGCUUCGGUUGUGAUUCCGUUCGAUUGGGAAUCACACCCCGGAACCCCUAAACACUCUUCGUCCGACACCGCCCUUACUCCUUUAGCUCCGCCUCCUUUGUAUCAUUCUUCAAUGAAGUCAAAGUCGAAACAGAAACAGAUGACGAAGAAGAGUCUGAAACCUUCGACCCUUUUAGGCUCCAUCUUUCGCAAGCUUAUUGCUCCGAGGAAAAACCACGAAUCUUAUCCAUCAUCAUGGUCACCGUUACAUGGUUCCAGUUCUUUUUCGUCAUUCAUGAAUCGAAAGAUACUUCAUAGGCGAAGGAGCUACUUUUCGUGUUCGUGUUCAAGAUCACAUGUUCACAAUUGUAUGGAUGAUGAGGACGACGAUAAUAAUAGAAUCGGAUCACCGGGAUUGUGUUUCGGGUUUAAAGCUAAACCAAGGAAUCAGAUUGAGUUUGGAGGGAGUCGGUCAAUAGAAAAGAUGAAGAAAGCAGUGCUAUCGGAUUAG